Molecule: messenger RNA, 6954 nt
Organism: Micropterus dolomieu (smallmouth bass)
Lineage: Eukaryota; Metazoa; Chordata; Actinopteri; Centrarchiformes; Centrarchidae
Gene: espl1
Product: extra spindle pole bodies like 1, separase
Exons: 32
Coding region: 175-6669 (2164 amino acids)
Biological process (GO): meiotic chromosome separation; proteolysis
Cellular component (GO): mitotic spindle; nucleus; centrosome
Molecular function (GO): cysteine-type endopeptidase activity; protein binding
Source: RefSeq, a predicted model, not a curated record
CCUUUCAAAAAACAGCGCGGGGGGGGGGCAGUUUCUAAGAUUGUUGAAGAUAAGUUUAGCAGAAAACUGCUGCUUAGUCGUGUUAUCAUGCACAGCAAGUCUGCUUUUUACCUGCCGUGAAUAAAAGUGUUGCAACGAAGGUCUUUGAAUAACGCGUUUUCUACAGCUGUCGACAUGAAGUGUUUGAAGGUGGAUGAGUAUAUCAAGCGGACGGCUUCUGUGAAAGAGACGGAGCUUUUACUUCAAGAAUUAGAGAAUUAUGUGAAGAGUCAGCCAGGCCUUCAGGGUCGCACACUGUGUGACAGGGUCAUCAGAGCCUGUAACCAUCAACUUGGAGUUGGAUCUCCUGACUUCGACCAUGUCGAUCAGUUGGUACAGCUGGUGGAGCUUUCCAUUCAUGGCUAUGAUAUAUCUGCAGCGCUUGUUGCUCAGAGCAGUCCACUGUACAUGGAAAAGAUAAUUUUCCAUAUUGUGAAGAAGCUAAGCUCCUUAGGAGCUCACAGUCUAUGCAGCCGUGUAGCAGUGUUGCUUUGCAGCAGGCUUAGCCCAGCCCAGCAGGCUGAGGACUACUGUGUUCUUGUGCGUAGCUGCUUCUCAGUUCUCUGGAGCGGACUGUCUGGCACCAAAGACAAGAAAAUCCUGGAUCCCCGUGACAAACUCUGCUGUCAGAUUCAAGCUCUGAGCUUUCUCCUGUUGUUGGACACACAAAAUGCAACUCCCUCGAUAUCCAAAGCUCCCAUAUACACAGAGGAUGCCAUCACAGAGUUUGAGAGUAGCUGUGGAUCCAUAACCAAGGAUGAUGCUUCUUUUCUUCUCCAGGAAAUACACACUCUUUUCAACAGAUUCUGGCCUGGUGUUCGAGGGAGUGAGGGGGAUGGGUCCAAGCAGUCUACUGAGACAUCAAAUUUAUACAUGCUUGCCGAAAUGGUGCUAAUUAUAACGAAGUUGCUUUGUAAGGCUGGCCACUAUGAUUUGGCCUCUAACUUUUUGAAUGAAAUUGAAAGCAAGGUCAGCUGUAUGGCAGUGGUGCUCGGCAAAUGGGCAGUAAAAAUUCAUUCUGCAAUGACAGUUGGUGGGGAGAGUGGCCAGGCUUUGACAAAGUGUGCCAGGGCCUUGAGGUCUCUUUCAGCUGACCUGGGACACCGAGAAGCUCAUGCUGUUCUGGAAGGUUGCGGACUGGUGGUGUGGGCUGUCGAAAGUGGCCAAAGCAAGGGAUUAAGUGGAUCUGUGCUCCUGGCUUGGUUUUCUUUUCUUGAGGAGUAUCAAGAACGGAUAUUAACUGUGCUGAAGAAGAAUUCAACAUGCCAGGCUGAGGGCAGCAGACUGCAACAGGCUCUUUGCGUCAGUAUUUACCAAGGCUUUGUAUUUGCUUAUGAGAGCAUGCUCGCAUCACAGCUGGAGAACAGUGACACAUUGGACAGAGUGCUGCUUUACUGCCAAGCCACAGCUGGACUGAUGAUGACUGAACUGCGUAAACUGUCUAGUGAAAACCUUCUCAUCAAAGCAGUGAUUGCUGUGAGCAACUUAGCUUGUGGAUUGUACAACCGGCGUCUCUAUGGCCAGGCCUUCACGCUAGUUGAGAUCCUCUGCAGGGAUCUAUGCAAGAAUUGCCCUGUCUCUCUCUCUGUUGAUAGGCUGAGCCGACCCUUCAUGCUGGCUGUGCAGACAUCUCGGCGGGCUGGACAACUAGAGCGAGCGCUGGACUGGGUGAUCCUGUGGCUGAAGGCUUUGGGAGACAAAAUAACUACUCAUAUGGCCGAACCGGUCUCUCUGUGGGUGAAAACGAAGACUGACGCAGCCCGUAACUCUGAGGAAGACAUUCGACUCAGGACAUUACAUGAUGGUUUUGGUCCUGACGUUCCUGAUGAAAAAGUAAUGCUUUGCCUUUUGGAAGAGGAGCUUCGUGCCUAUAAGGAGGUGGCAGGGGACACUGCUCAGGAGCGUUACAACACUCUGUGUGAUCUAUUGGACAUCUGCCACGAGGAGAGCUCCCACACCCAUCUGCGUGCGGUCUACCUCUGUGAAAUGGCCCAAGUUGUGUGUUACCAAGAUUUCAGUGAACAGACUGACUGUGCGGCAGUUGAUUUUACCUAUGAAGCUUUACGGCUUCUCGAAGAAGAACCAGAGACUCCAGAAAAUGCCGAUAGACUGAAGGAUGACAAGGCCCAUGCUUUGCUUUGGCUCUAUAUCUGCACUCUUGAGAAGAAUCUUCAGGAGGCCAUUGAAAGGGACAAUAAACAGCGAGAGUUGCGUGAGCAGACACGACGUGUGGCCAAUCCCAUAGGAACCAAUGAUUUUGAUUAUGAAGACAAGCAGAAGACACAAGACAGCAUCCUAGUCUAUGAAGGACUGCAUUUCAACCUGGCUGCAGAGAACAAGUUGUGCAGGCCUUUGGAAAGAGCACUGGAUGAGUGGUCCGCUCUUCUGCAGAGUAAAGGCCUGCCUUCAAUCAGAAACCUCAAACAGACCUGUAGCUCCAUUGCUGUGACUGCAGCUCUCUUCAAGCUCAUGGGAAAGCCUCUGAAGGCUUUGGAAGCUUAUCAACUUGCGAUUGGACUUUCAAGUCAACUUGCUGAUUCCCACGGAUGUGCCAGCUCCCUCUGUCAAUCAGCCAGUAUCCUUCUGGAUAUGGGCACCCCAGAACUGGCUUUGGCCCAGCUCGAACAAGCAGAAAGGUUUCUUACCUCAAAUUCCACCGCUGAUGGACCUUCUUCCCUCUCUAUGCUGGCCAUUCUGUUGAAAGCUCAGUACUGCUACAGCACGGGACAGGUGGACCUUGGGGUGCCGUAUCUGUGUGAGGUGCUUAAAGAAGUGGAUGAGCAGAGGCAGUCGAAGAGCUGGUACCUGCUCCGUGCUCGGACGCUCCAGACCUGCAGCUCGUAUUUGAAUUUGGACACGGUUGCACUGACACAAGCCCAGCGGGGCCACAUCACUCAGCAUGGUAUAAAUAGCCCAGACACUGCCCUGUAUGAAAGUCUGAAGCUUCUCUGCAGCCUGCUAGUAACUUUAGUGGGGAAGGGCUUAUAUGGGGCUAACGGCUGCAGCUCAGACAUGCGCUUCAUCGACCAAGGAGAUAACCUGGUGGUGAAGUGGCAGCUGCUCUCAGAGUUGUUAAACUGCUCUAUGAAGAUGGUGGCUGUGAGGAGCAGCUGUGGAGCCAUCAAUGAUGCAAGGCUCCAAUGCCUAGAAGCUCUCAAACUGGCCAUCAAGCUGCAAGCACUCAGCCAAUGUGCAGAGCUGCUGGUGAUGAAAGCUGAGUUGGAGCUGAUGCAAGGAGAGAGAGCGGAAAGUGGAAUUGAUUUAGACAGAGUCAGAAACCUUCUGGAGCUUUGCACAGAUUUUUCUGAUCAAGUGAAGAAGGCAGACGUGAAAAUCAAACCUAGGAAAGGACGUCCAGCACAGAAAUCUCAGUCUCCCCUUCCUACCUCAGAGGAUGAUUUUAAGGGCGUCCUGAGCACUAGGUGGAUUGCCAAAGAACCUGUAGUGAGAGAACUGACUAGCUCCCCGCCACUCAAAGCUCAGCCUCGCCGCUGGCUCUCCUCCCUUGCCCAUGAAUCUGACUGCCUGUGCCCCUGCUGCUCUGAGCCCUGUCUGGGCCGGGCCACUGCUCGCUGGGCAGCUACACAGGCUGAUCUGGUUCUCCAGCUGGAUCCCAGCGAAGCUAGAGUCAGUUUGAAACUUCAAUGGGCAACAUUAGCCCGCUGUAAAAGUGUCUCUGUCAAACUCGGGGACAAAUUAGCUAAACUCUUCCCUCCCUGUGGCCCUGCCAAAAGCUUUUCUAGACCCUCCCUGAUGCAGGACUUGGUGGGCCGUGUGUACCUUCGCAUGGCGCUUACUGGUUUGGAACCAGGCCUCAACAAGAUCUGUGGUAUAUGGAAAGUACUGGAGGCUGGCUUAGCAUUUGUUGAUUCCACACCCUCUCCUGUGCUAAGACCUGUGAGAGCAGGUCUAAUGGCAACCAAAGCCAUAGUGUCAUUGAUUACCUUGGCUGCCAAAAAGGGCUGCACCCCAGAGGAACUCUUCUCAAAUGCUUGGACUUGGAAUGCACCAAAAGUGGAUAAAGAGCUGAAAUCAGAACAGAAAACAGUGCCUCCCUCAUCCUUGCUUAAGAAACCCAAAGAGUCUAUUAAAAACCCAGAUAUUCCUGACAAAGCAAAGAAGGUCAAAGUUGUCAAGCCCAAGAUUCAAGUGACAAGCUCCUCAGCCAAAGGAAAGGGACUGGUUCCCAUGACACCAGUGAUGGUUAAGUCAAAGGCUUCUGCUAGGGAGCUUAGCUCUUUUGACUUUAACACAGUGGUACCUACUUUGACCUGUACCCCUGUUCAGAGGGUGAAAGCCGCUGGCUCUGUGCAGAAAGCACAGAGGACUGCCACUAAGCUACAGUUUCAUGUGUAUGAAGAGUUGUCUCCAGUACAAGACAAAGCCCAACCUGUGCCUGCAGCUCCCAAACGCACAAAGAAAUCACGUUUCAAGGUGGAGUUUAGUGAUGAGAGUGACACAGAAGCCAACACCCAACCAGAGCCCAAAGAACAGACAGAUGUCCCUAAAAAGCGAACCACCACAAGAAGAGCUGUCCACAACAGUAAAACAGCCCCAGAUCCACCCGCGGAGAAGGUCCCACCCAAGAGGCUGGCCAAGGGUAAGAAGAGCACUGCAGUGCCUCGAGACCCCUCCACUGAGGAUGACGAGACUUUGGUCUGUCAGCCUGCCUCAACAAGAAGAGGAAGAACCAGAAGAGAAUCCUCAAGGGCAGAGGCAGAUUCAGUGGAGGAGCCGGACAAAAUGAGGACAAUUGAGGAGGAAACUACAGAAGUUCUGGACAUAAGCAUUGAGCAGCUUCGGACAUCAGACACUGAUACUGAAGACAGUCUUGCUUCAAGCAAAGAUAUAGACAUAGAUUUUGAGGUGUUGCGGAGGGAUAUGUGUCGCGAUUUGGAGAGAGACGGUCUGUCUGAACUGAGGAGCAGAGGUCAUGCGAGAGACGAUCCACAAACCCACCUGUCUCAUUCAGACACCAGGCCAGAAAAUCUUUCUCUGGAGGAUGUUCAGUCAUUGCUCCGCUCAUCCUGGUUGACACUUCAGCACUUCCCCUCCCCCUCCAUCUACACGACCCUCUGUGCUCUUCUUGCCUUGACCAUGGGACAGCAGGACCCCAUAACUACAGCAAUGCUGCAUGCCCAGUCCUUGGGCCUCACAAGUCGCCACCGCACGAUCAGGCAUUUAGCCAGUUCUCUCAAAAAGCUGAGAAAGGUGUCUAAUGAGCUAGUAGACAAGAUGGAUUCUCUGAGUCUGGAUGAAUCCAAGAACGGCACCGAACAGAGGUUGUCGCAGUUGGAGAACGUCUUCUCUUUCUCAACCGCUGACUCCUCUACUUUCCCCAAGAGCCAAUGUCAAGAAUUUAUCCAACAAAUUCAACACCUUCCCCCAGGGGUGACUGUGUGCGUGAUGUCUGUGCUUGGAGUAAAACCUGGUGAGAUAGGCGACAGCAUCAUACUGUCACGUCUUGAGAAGGGAUCUGUCCCUGUCACCGUUCACAUCCCCACAUCUAAACAGCAGCACCCGAUCAGUUGGCUGGUGCAGGAGAUAGAUAGUAUUCAGGUGGAACAGAAGGUCGUGAGCUGUGUGUCUGAGAAAGCCAAGUGGUGGGAGGGCCGCCGGGCGCUCGACUCUCGUGUUGAGCAACUUUUGACAGAGAUGGAGGGAUUGCUGGGAUGCUGGAGGAGCUUUCUCUUACCCCAUUCAUUGCAUCCUGAGCUCACCAAACAGACCCAGCACCUUUGCAAGUCCUUGUCUGCAAAGGGAGUGACAGUCAGUGAGGAGAUGUUGAAGGCUGUGCUGUCUGCCUCUCCGGUGCUCUCCCAAGAAGACCUUAAAAGAUUUGCUCUGGGAGUUUCUCCACAGUGGGACAUAGAGUGUGACCAGCUUCUCCGUACAGCUGUGUCUCGACUCGCUGACAGAGACGAGCCCCACAGUCACAUGGUUCUCAUCCUGGACAAGUACCUUCAGAAGUUGCCGUGGGAGAGCAUCUCCAUCUUAAGAACUCGCUCUGUCAGCCGGAUGCCUUCCCUGCACUCACUUAUUGGACUGAGCAUUCAGAAAGAGACUGAGUCUCAGUCUAUCCUGAAGCAAGGUGUGGAUACAAGGCAGGUGUUUUAUGUGCUGGACCCUGACGCCAAUUUAGGACACUCUCAAGACCGAUUCAAGGAAUGGUUUAGCAGUAAACCGGACUGGGAGGGUGUGUGUGGAGUUGCUCCUGACUCGGGUCAGCUGGAAGAAGCAGUUGCCAAUAAGGAUCUUUACAUUUACGUGGGACACGGUGCAGGUGCACGGUUCCUAGAUAGUCAGGCUGUCCUGAAGCGGCAGAUGAGAGCAGCCUCUCUACUUUUUGGUUGCAGUAGUGCUGCGCUGGCAGUGCGUGGGGAUCAGGAAGGACAAGGCAUCAUCCUCAAUUACCUCAUAGCAGGAUGCCCCUUUGUUUUGGGAAACCUGUGGGAUGUGACCGAUCGGGAUAUUGAUCGCUUCACUAAAGCCUUGUUGGAGUCCUGGUUAUCCGCUGGGUCUGGAGCUCCCCUCCUGGAUUAUAUGGGUCCAUCACGUCAGGCCACACACUUGAAACACCUCAUAGGAGCUGCACCUGUUGUCUAUGGUUUACCAGUCCACCUGCUGUAGGUGGAAAUUCUUCUAAAAACAGCAUGUAUACAAUCUAUGCAGUAUCUAAGUUUAUUGUUUCAGCACACAAGCUGAAGGAUGUGACUUUAACUUGAAUUUUAAACCUUGUUUUGGUACAAUUAAAGUACUGCAUUUCAUUUUAUUUAAUCCAACGCUUCCAUUUUUAAACCAAUGUUAUGAUAGUGUGAAUGAUUUUAAAUAUCCUGCUUACUUUUAAUAAGUGUUUGAAUGCAUUUAAUGUGUUGAUUGAACAACAGUUUUUGAAUAAAUGUGUUCUCAAGCACA